ACCUCCGCCCCCCGGCGGAGCGCGCGGUCCCGGGCGGGGCGGGGCAGAGCGGAGGUGCUGAUGGAGGUUGGCAGCCUGCCAGUGGAGCUGUGGCGGCUCAUAUUAUCCUACCUGCACCUCCCUGACCUGGGACGCUGCAGCUUGGUCUGCAGGGCCUGGUACGAACUCAUCCUCAGCCUGGACAAAACACGCUGGCGGCAGCUCUGCCUGGGCUGCCUCGAGCACAGACACCCCAACUGGCCCAACAAGCCUGGUGUGGAGCCACAGUCCUGGAGAGAGGCCUUCAAACAGCACUAUCUGGCCUCCAAAACCUGGAUCAAAAACACGCAGGACCUGGAAUCCUCCAAUUGCCUCUCCCUCUUCCGGAGGAGGAAGGGCCGGCGCCGGCUCUGCGUCGGGGCAGGGGGUGAGUUUGGCAGCCUCCGGGCCGCCUUGGCGGCCGCCAGCCCCUACGACCGCCUUGUGCUGCUGCCUGGCGUGCAUGAGGAGCAGGGUGAGGUGCUGCUGAAGGUGCCCGUGGAGGUUGUGGGGCAGGGCAAGCUGGGAGAUGUGGCGCUGCUGGCAAGUAUCGACCAGCACUGCCCUACUGCACGCCUCUGCAACAUGGUCUUCAUGCCAGCCCGCUUUACCUCGGUGCUCUACAAGACAACCUCAGGCUACGUCCAGUUCGACAAUUGCAACUUUGAAAGUGGGCAGCUGCAGAUCCAUGCACCAGGGACGUGCCAGGUGAAGUUCUGCACCUUCAGCCAGUCCAGCAUCCACCUCCGCAGUGUGGCCCUCUGCAUCCUGGAGAACUGCGAGUUCACCGGCAGUGAGAGUGCCUCUGUAACUGUGGAGGGCUGCCCGAGCUCUGACUGUAACUGGGCCUGCAAGCACCUGGCCGUGCUGGCCAAGUCCUGCGCAGUGUCCAUGCAGGAGCCUGACCCAGCCAGCUGCCCCAUGGCCAGGCAGGUUGGCUGGGGGAAAUCGCUCCUGGGGCCAGUGAGAACAUGCAAGAUUGUUGUAGAAGAACAAAGCAGCUUCCUGUCUGCUGUGGGUGCUCAAGCUCUGCUUGGCUCAGCCCAGGAAGAUACUGAAUUUGGAGACAACCUGCAGGCAGCAAAGGAGGAGGAGUACCUGGCCCUCGACUCAAACUCCAGUGACAGUGACUUACACAGCGAUGAUGAAGAGGAUGUUCAGGCUGCAUACAAACUGCCCUACCAAGCCCACAGCCUGAGUCCAAUGCUUGCUGACGUUACACACAGCAGGCUUCAAAGCAACAGACUGCAUGCCCUUCAGAGGGACCUUAAGCUCAAGUCUCUGCAGCAGGAGCUGCAGCAGGACAAGGAGGCCCAGUCUUUGGCCAGCUCUCUGCAAGGCUGCAUCAUCCGACAGUGCCUUUUCAGGGAUGGGAAGGGAGGAAUAUUCAUUUAUUCACGAGGGCAAGCAAAACUGGAAGGAAGCAUCUUCAGGGAUCUGACCUACGCAGUGCGCUGCAUACAAAACAGUAAGGUUAUCAUGCUGAGGAAUGACAUCCACCAUUGCAAAGCAUCAGGGAUAUUCCUGCGCCUGUCAGCAGGAGGCCUAAUUGCGGACAACAACAUCCAUUCGAACUGUGAGGCUGGAGUGGACAUUCGUAAGGGAGCCAAUCCCCUUGUUCUGUGCAAUAAGAUACACAGUGGCCUUCGCUCAGGCAUUGUCGUCGUUGGCAACGGAAAAGGCAUCAUCCGUAGCAAUCAGAUCUAUGGGAAUAAAGAAGCUGGCAUUUAUAUUCUGUAUAAUGGAAACCCUGCUGUGAGUGGGAACCAUAUUUUCCAGGGACUGGCUGCUGGAAUAGCAGUGAAUGAGAACGGGAGAGGCCAAAUCACAGGGAACGUCAUCUGUGAGAACCAGUGGGGCGGGGCAGACAUCCGCCAUGGGGGCGACCCCAUCCUCAGGAACAACCUUAUCUCCUGCGGCUACUCAGACGGUGUGGUGGUGGGCGAGAGCGGGAAGGGCCUUAUCGAAGGCAAUGCCAUCUACGGCAACAAGGGCUGCGGCGUGUGGAUGGUGUCCUCCAGCCUCCCGCACCUCAUCAACAACCAGAUCAGCCACAACAGCAUCUAUGGGGUGGCAGUGUUCUGCCGCAAGGACCAUGCUGGAGACUACCUCCCUGGCCAGGGGGGUGGCGAGAACUUCCAGGAGGAGAGGGAGGGUGCUGGUGGGGAGAAUGAUCCUGACAGUGAGGAGGAGUACCUGGCUGCCCGGCAUCCCAUCAGCGUGGCACUGGUGGAGUUGAACAGCAUCAACCACAAUGGAGCUGCUGGGUUGCACGUCAAGAGCAGCGAAGCGCUCAACAUCAUUGCUAAUGUAAUUCACGCCAACCGUGAUGGUGGGGUGGCCGUGCUGCAGAGCAGCCAGCUGACACGCAUUGCAGAUAACAGCAUUUCCUGCAACAGCCGGGGAGGUGUGCUGGUCGAGGCUGAGUGCCAGGUGGAGCUGCGUGGCAAUGGCAUCUAUGAGAACAGCAGCCACGGCAUUGUCUCCAAGGGAGAGGGUGUCAUCAUGGAGAACGACAUCAUUGGCAACCACAGGUGUGGCCUUCAGCUGCUCCAGGCAGCAGACAUGAAGGUGACCAAGAACAGGAUCCAGUCCUUUCGGGACUAUGGGAUUGCUCUUUUUGAUGAAGCCAAAGGCCUGGUGCAGGAAAACCUCAUUUUCCAAGGGAGAUCCAAGAAAUCCAUUUUGCGACCAGUGUCAAAUGCACAGGAUUGCAUCAUUCAAAACAACAUGCUUCUCACCUUCAAGAAAAGGUUUGAUAUGGAGUGCAUGCUGACCAACCCCCCAGCACGGCCUCACAUUGAAAGAGGUGCCCCGAGGUCCUGCACGGCGGCUGAUAGUCAGAGAGUUUCCAGCAUAACCACCAGGGUGGAUGGGGGCUGCCACAACCAUGGGAGCAUCUUCUGCACCAUUCUUUGACCAGGGAAGAGGUUUCUUCACUGGUUUCUCUGCCUGCCUUUUCUCCAGAGCUGCCACCAGGAAGCUCUCACAUCUCAGGAAUGGGGAACCCCAUUGGACUGUACUCUCUUUUCAUGAAGGAUUUUGCAACUUCAGUGGCUCCUCACUAAAUAAAAAAUAGCUGGGAGAACAGCUGUUAAUUUCUUCCUCUUUGCCCACUGAGAGCACUGCUGGGGUAAAUUACAAGUGAGCAGUUCCUUAGAUGAAAUGUGCUCCUGGCAGGACCACCAGUGCGCCUGGCCGGGCAUCCCCAGCCUGAGUGCUGGACAAACCUCUCUUCCUAUGGGGCCUGCGGCAUUAUUUAUUUGGGAAUCACUUGCUUUGAAUCUGCUUUCUCAGUGACCACCUGCAUUUAUGCCAGAAGACUCAGAGGCUGACGUGUCCUCUGUGGUCUUUCUCAAUUUCUGUCUGUGCUGAUUCUGACCCAGAAGGGGCACACAGAUCAGUGCAGAUAGACGUAUGCGCAGACAUGCAUACCUGCAGUACGGGUCCUUCCAGCAACUGGGCUCAGAUGCUGUCUGCCCAGUACCUGCUCCUGGGUACCAUUAUCCCCAGUUUCUGCCACAAGGACUUACAAGCCCCUGGAGGCUGCAGGCCACUCUCACCAGACAGGCAGACAGACAGACAGACACAGACAGAGAGAGUGCCUGGUCUCCCAAACCCUUUCACCUCCUCAUUGUAGCAGCCCCAUGCAGAUGCAGAUCCCCACACACCACCAGUGCUGGCACCCGCUCCGAAGGGACAGCCCUCAACCCAGGAAGAAUUAGAAACAGCAUUUGGUGAGCAGGCAGGACAGACUGCAUUCAUCGGGCCCAGGCGUGGCCAGACCAGCAUCUGUCCUUGGCCACCAGCCUCCUGUUUACAUACAAUGGGACACUUUUUAUCCCCUUACUCCUCUGUUUUCCCACUUUUUUUUUUCCCCAAAUCGCCUUGAUCCCUGCGUUUCCAACAUUUGCUCCCUCCCCAGGCAUCCUGCAAAAAGCCUGUGCAAUCCUGGAAUGCUCUUCCCUUCCACGCUGUAGUGUCUCCCUUAGCCCUGGCAGUGACCCCUGGGGCUGUGAGGUGCUCAGGGGAGGCUGGGUGUCCCCAGCCCACGGGGCUGAGCUCCCCUGGGACUGGGAGGGACUGGGCAGGGGCUCAUGGUUCUGGGGGCGUCACUGGCAAUCCCCUGCUGUCCCCUGGGGCUUGGUGCUCUUGCUUUGGGGAGACAGAGGUGUGCACGCUGUAACCUCACACCACCAGCUAGUGGUUUCUGCCUUGUCAUUCCCCUACCUGAAACUGGCAGUCGGUUCCCAACUGGAUUUUCUUUGUCUCAUUCACAUAAUGAGUGUCCAGACACAUUUCUCCUUUGCUAUGAUCACAGCAUGAUGUCAUCUGCUGCUUCUCUGCAGACCGAUGCUGUAAGACAAUACAAUCCAUUUUUUUUUAAAAGGAGAGGUACUAUUUUCUGUAAUUUCAGGAAAACUGUCUGCUGCAAAUAAAAUGCUAUAUUUUAAAAGUUGUCUA
Phalacrocorax carbo (great cormorant) is the source of this 4482-nucleotide messenger RNA. The record is from RefSeq and is a predicted model, not a curated record. Lineage: Eukaryota; Metazoa; Chordata; Aves; Suliformes; Phalacrocoracidae.